This is a messenger RNA of Apis dorsata (giant honeybee), 1269 nucleotides long. RefSeq lists its product as uncharacterized. The transcript is spliced from 2 exons. The record is from RefSeq and is a predicted model, not a curated record. NCBI's taxonomy places the organism in Eukaryota, Metazoa, Arthropoda, Insecta, Hymenoptera, Apidae. The coding region runs from base 379 to 1269 and encodes 296 amino acids.
AAAUUAAUUUUUGCUAUUUUAAGAUAUAAUAAUAAAAAUGAUAAAAUAAAUAAGAGCAUAAUACUGUUACAACAUAUAGGUGCAACAAUAGCUUCUGGUGCAAGUGGUAUAUGGACAACUGGUAGAUCAAUACAGAAUUUAAUAGAUAGAAGCUCUCAUGAACAAAGUAUAGGACUAACAAAUAGGGAUUCCUUUUGUUCAUGGUUAGGUAUAGUUGGCAGUGCAGUUGGUUUAAUAAGCAAUAGUGGAAAUGUUAUUCUUACUAAACUUAUAAAAAAUGGUAGUGAUAUAAGCAAUGCAGCUAAAGUUGCAUACAAUGCAUUAGUUUUAAGUAAUUUAGGUAUUAAUGGUUUUGGUGUAGGAUAUCAGGCAUAUUGUAUGUACCAAAGAUAUCAAAAAGAAGGUCAAAUUCAUAUAUUAGAUAUGGUAUCUCUGUCAGCUCAUUUAUUAUUCUUUGGUAAUUCAGUUAUAAAUUUACAGUUUGCAGAAGAUCUCAUUAAAUCUACUCAAGGUAAAAUUUUAGAUGAAUAUAGAUCUACAUUGCGUUCUAAACAACUUCGUAGACAAUUUAAUCGUACAAAACAUAUUGCUGCUACAAACAAUACAGAUAAAAUAUCCGAAAAUGCUGAAGUAAUACGUUAUAUCAAUAAAAAGGUAGACUUACAAUUAAAAAAUAAUUUGAAUAGUAUUUCCACACAAAAAACUAUUAUAUUCUUUGAAAAUGGAAAAUUGAUAAUUUGUGGCGUUCAUUUGUUAAAUCCAAUGAAAUUUGUAGAAAUAUUAAUUAAGAAUGAUCAAUUUUCAAGUGAAAAGAAAUUUUUAUUUAAUAAUGAAAAUAGUGAUAGUAAAAAUAUGUUCUUCAUAUUAAAAAAUUUGCUUUUGAAUUUAUUAAAAAAUGUAUUUUUAAAUGAUAAUAGUAAAGAAGAUUAUGAAUCUGAAUUUGAUAAUAUUUUAAAUGAUAUGAAAUAUAUGGAUAAUGCUCCAAAUAUUUUUAUUCUAAUAUUUGAAAUAUCUCUUACUUUAAUAACACAAUGUCAAUUUUGUUCAGAAUAUUUAUCAAAUGCAGUUCAUUUUGUAUGGUGUUAUAUAAAAGAAAGUUUGAUACAAAGUUUUUGUGCAAAACUUUUUUCUGAUGAACAAAUGCAAAAUAAAGUCUCUGAAAUUAUAACAAUUUUAUUUGAACAUAUGCAAGAAGCAAUAAAAGAAUUAUCACCUGCUUUCAAAAAAUAUAUUGUAGAAUAUGUGAGGAAUAUAAAGAAAAACUUAUGA